UCAGGACACCACAGCCACCACACACACUCGCCCCACACCAUCGCUCAACCCCGCGACUUCGUUGUAUCUCGGACAAGUAUUCAGUAUGGACUGCAAGCUGAUCCUGCUCGCCGCCCUCGUGGUCGUCGCCGCCGCCAGACCUCAGGAUGAGCAACCAGCUGUGUAUCAGUUCUCAUGGGAAGUGAAUGACCCAGAGAGUGGCAACAACUUCGGGCAGACGGAGUCUCGUGAUGGAGACAACACCGAAGGCCGCUACGAGGUGGUUCUCCCAGACACUCGCAAGCAGAUCGUAACUUAUACAGUCAACGGCGACGGAGGCUUCGUCGCCGAUGUCCAGUAUGAAGGCGAGGCUGUGUUCAAGCGCUAAAUAGAAAAAUGGCGGCAGAGAAAGUAGGGACUCUGAAGCACAAACUAUGUCAAAAAUAUAUGGAUUAUGUGCAGUUUACAUACUUGUCAAUGAUAGAUGAUGUGCUGUCAUUCCUAGCAUUGACUUGGAUGUGACGCUUCAGAUUAGUGUGAAUGAAGGAUCUUAAUUCCACGGUGCUUCCUCAAGUAAUGUAUGACCACUGAGAUGUGAAGUUUAGCCAUUAUCUUUCACGAAGACUAAUAGUCUUUGAUUUUACAUGAUGCUGUGAUAUGGGUUAAUUUUCAUGACUCAGACUACUGUUAUGUUACAUUGUUGUAUAUUGUCUUGAAUCUUGCAAUUCCCAUGCAUGUUCAUGCAUUAAUAAAUUUUACAAUUUAA
Penaeus chinensis is the source of this 745-nucleotide messenger RNA. RefSeq names its product cuticle protein 8-like. The coding region runs from base 86 to 367 and encodes 93 amino acids. Gene Ontology annotation, cellular component: extracellular matrix. The record is from RefSeq and is a predicted model, not a curated record. The transcript has 4 exons. Lineage: Eukaryota; Metazoa; Arthropoda; Malacostraca; Decapoda; Penaeidae.